CGAGUCAGCGCGAUGGUGAAUUUCCGUUUCCGGUGAUUUUCAUGCAGACCUGAGUUGCGAUUGUGAUCCGAUUCAGUGCCUGGCUGUGGUUAGAGUUACUUGUUAUUGGUAAGUAGCCACUAUGGAGGCUAAGGAACAGAAGAAACACAGAAAGAAAAACAGUGGGCCCAAAGCUGAAAAGAAAAAGAAGCGGCAUCUGCAGGAUCUCCAGCUAGGAGACGAAGAAGAUGCCCAGAAGAGAAAUCCCAAAGCUUUUGCAGUUCAGUCUACUGUGCGGAUGGCUCUAUCCUUUCACAGAACUCAGGAUUUGAAGACAAAGAAGCAUCAUAUUCCAGUGGUGUAUCGAACUCCCCUAGAGCCCCCACCAAUAGUGGUGGUAGUGAUGGGGCCUCCAAAAGUUGGAAAGAGCACUUUGAUACAAUGCCUCAUUCGGAACUUCACCCGGCAGAAGUUGACGGAGAUCAGAGGCCUGGUGACAAUCGUGUCAGGUAAAAAGCGCAGACUCACCAUUAUUGAAUGUGGAUGUGACAUUAACAUGAUGAUUGAUCUGGCUAAAGUAGCAGAUCUGGUACUGAUGCUUAUAGAUGCCAGCUUUGGGUUUGAAAUGGAAAUGUUUGAGUUUCUAAACAUCUGUCAAGUACACGGUUUUCCUAAAAUUAUGGGAGUUCUCGCCCGCCUCGACUCCUUCAAGCAUAAUAAGUAGCUGAAGAAGACAAAGAAGCGAUUAAAACACAGGUUCUGGACAGAAGUUUACCCGGGUACAAAGCUGUUCUACCUUUCUGGAAUGGUACAUGGAGAAUAUCAAAACCAAGAAAUCCACAAUCUGGGCCGUUUUAUUACAGUUAUGAAGUUUAGGCCUCUCACAUGGCAAACUUCUCAUCCUUAUAUCCUGGGAAACAGGUUAGAAGAUUUGACAAAGCCAGAUAUCUGAACAAACAUCAAAUGUGACCAGAAGGUGUCACUUUAUGUAAGAGGAGCACACUUGAAAAAUAAAAACCAGACUCACAUGCCAGGCGUAGGAGAUUUCACCGUGAGUGACGUUAGUUUCCUCCCAGACCCUUGUGCUCUUCCUGCACAACAGAAGAAGCGCUGUUUAAGUGAGAAGGAUAAGCUGGUUUAUGCGCCUCUUUGUGGAGUUGGGGGUGUGCUGUAUGAUAAAGAUGCUGUCUGUGUUGACCUUGGUGGCAGCCACGGUUUUCAGGAUGAGGUGGCGUCCACCCAUGUUCUGGUCCAGAGUCUCAUCUCCACCCAUUCCACCAUUGAUGCCAAGAUGGCUUCAAGUUGAGUGAUGCUGUUUUCUGACUCCAAGACACUUGGGUCAGAGGAUAAAGAUAAUCAAGGGCUGUUGAUGCCAAAGGAGGAAAAACAAAUGGACUUGAAAACUGGUCGAAUUCGUCGGAAAGCCAUUUUUGGUGAUGAAGAUGGAUCUGGAGAUAGUGAUGAUAAAGAAGAUGAUGACAUGUCUGAAGAUGACGGGUUGAAAGACGGCUCUAGUGAUGAGGAAGCAGACGAGGAGGAAAAUGCUGAGGUGACUGCUAAGGACAUCAAACGACGGAAACUUGAGUUAGAAGACAGUGAAGCAGAUUUGCCAGCAUUUGCUGACAGAGAUGACCUUGAGAGGAGCUCAGCAGAAGAAGGGGAAGCGGAGGAAGCUGAUGAAAGCAGUGAAGAAGAGGACUGCACUGCAGGAGAGAGGGGCAUUUCAGGAUCAAAGGCUGCUGGAGAAGGUAGUAUAGCAGAGCUGUCGCCAGCUAAUCACCAGAGUGACCGUGUGAAUCUGGAGAAGUCUUUGCCGAUGAAGAAAGCAGCCCUCACCACUUCCGAUUCUGGGCAUUGCACAGCUGAAGAGGUGUUUGCAUCUGAUGAUGAAUCUGAAGAAAGUUCCUCGCUCAGUAUAGAGGAAGAGGACUCAGAAAAUCAAGAAGCUCUUAGGAAAAAGCUUUCGAAGCUUUCUCAGGUGGGCAGUGGUCAGAAACUGGGGUCAAGGAACUUAAUUGAUGAGACCAGUGAUAUAGAAGAUUUACUCAAAGAGGAAGAAGAUUACAAGGAAGAAAAGAAUGAUCCCACAGAAACCUCAGGUGCCCUCAAGUGGAAGGAAGGCCUUUCCAGAAAGGCAACUGAGGCCUUUCUGAGGCAGCAGCAAGAAGCUCCAAACCUCCAAAAGCUUAUUUAUGGGACAGUGACAGAAGAUAAUGAAGGAGAUGAUGAUACCCAAGAAGAGCUUGGAGGGUUAUUUCGUGUCAGCCAGCCUGACAGAGGGUGUAAGCACAAGGCUGACUCUUUGGACUGCUCCAGAUUUCUUGUGGGGGCGCCCCAUGACUGGAAUUUAGAGGCGGUCAUGAACAGUAUCAUAGAUUGCUUCGUGACUGGAAAGUGGGAAGACGAUAAACAUGCAGCCAAGGUCUUAGCAGAAGAUGGUAAGUACAUAAAGUGUAAAGUGUGUGUGUAUGUUUUUAUCUUGCUAUACCUGCAGGGAAUGUUUAAUUCUGCCUUGGAAGUGGCCACAUUUGAAGGUGCUAUGAUUCGAACUGUCAGUGGGAUAAGGGGGCAGAUCAAGAAAGCACUCCAGGCUCCAGAAGUAGCUUUCCGGGCCAGCUUUGAGGAUAAGCUGCUGCUGAGCGAUAUUGUGUUCAUGUGAACUUGGUAUACAGUUUUAGUCUCAGCCUUCUAUAACCCAGUAACAUCUUUGAUGAAACCAGUGGGUGAAAAAGACACCUGGUCAGGAAUGCAGACCACAGGUCAACUCAGGCUCACCCACAGCAUCAGACUAAAGGCGAACAAGGACUCUCUGUAUAAGCCAAUCCUGAGGCAAAAGAAACAUUUUAAUUCACCGCAUAUUCCAAAAGCCUUGCACAAGGCCCUGCCAUUUAAGAACAAGCCCAAGACCCAAGCAAAGGCAGGUAAGGUGCCGAAGGACAGGUGGAGACCAGCCAUCAUACGCGAGCCUCAUGAAAGAAAGAUCCUCACGCUGCUGGAUGCUCUGAGUACCGUGCAUAGUCAGAAGAUGAAGAAGGCCAAGGAGCAGCGGCACCUGCACAAUAAAGAGCACUUCAGAGCCAAGCAGAAGGAGGAAGAGGAGAAGCUGAAGCGGCAGAAGGACCUCAGGAAGAAGCUUUUCCGAAUUCAGGGGCAGAAGGAAAGAAGAAACCAGAAGUCCAGUUUGAAGGGGGCCGAGGGGCAACUGCAGUGAGCCUUUGGACUGGAGGGACUGUCCCUGGAUCUGCGGAGGUAGACAGUUUCAAACAUCACAGUUGGAAUGCUUGUGAAUGACAAGUCGAAGCAAGAGCCCAAGAGAUGUCUUUACCCAGGCUGUGCCUGUGAGAGGAGGAACAGAGAAGCCUGGGCUGCUGGGACCCCGGUUCAUUCUCAGCACCUGGGGCUGUCAAGAUUUAAAGUGAUAUAGCUGUGGUUAUGUGGAUUCUCCUACUUCCCUCUGCCUGCCUCAGUUUCAUUAUUUGUGCUAUAAAAAUAUCAUUAAAAUUUUUUUUUGUUAGUUGUGA
Sapajus apella (tufted capuchin) is the source of this 3500-nucleotide messenger RNA. Its product is annotated as ribosome biogenesis protein BMS1 homolog. Gene Ontology annotation, molecular function: GTPase activity; U3 snoRNA binding; GTP binding. The record is from RefSeq and is a predicted model, not a curated record. Lineage: Eukaryota; Metazoa; Chordata; Mammalia; Primates; Cebidae. Gene Ontology annotation, biological process: endonucleolytic cleavage of tricistronic rRNA transcript (SSU-rRNA, 5.8S rRNA, LSU-rRNA); ribosome biogenesis; maturation of SSU-rRNA from tricistronic rRNA transcript (SSU-rRNA, 5.8S rRNA, LSU-rRNA). Gene Ontology annotation, cellular component: 90S preribosome; nucleus.